GGAAACCUCGAGAGUAUAAAAGUUAGGUAAAUAAGAAGAAAAGAUCUAACAUUUCUCUUGGCUUAUUUGCUGUCAUGCACUAUAAAGUAGUCUGUUUACUGUGUAAGAUACAGACGAUCUCUGAUCAUAUCUUUUUACGGGCAUCUGUCAUCUCUACAUCAUUCCCCAGGAGUUGCCUAAGGAAAUGUGCAUGUGACCCAUUUAGAUGUGUUUUAGUCUUGUAGAUCUAAUAAUUGUUCAAAUAUACCAUAGUUUCUUUUUUAUUUUCUACAAAUGAAGAGUUUCAUUGCAAAACGAGAUAACCACCGUUUUUUUAAUUGCUCAGAAAUCUCGUUUUUUGGUUGUGCAUUCCAAUUAAUUUCAAUUCAACUGCAGUUGGUUUGUUUUGAUUUAAACCUUCAUAACUUAAAAAAUACAGCUAAGUAGCACCAUAAAACAAAAUAAUAACAUGAUAACACAAUAAUAAACAUGUUUUGACAAAAAUGUAAAAAAAUGGAUUUAUCUUGUUUUGCAACGAAACUCUUCAAAUAUUCAACUCAUUAAAGCCUAAUAAUAGAAGAUGGAUUUUAUAUAGCCUAGAAAAAAGAUUAUCUAAUUUAUGUGUUGAGUAAAUAAUGAAAGGGCUUUUCCAUGGUUCUGUCUGUAACUGAUUGAUUUCAUUUGCAUAAAAUGAGAGCUUAACAGGUGUAAAAGUCACCUGAAAGUCACAUUUGACACUUUCAUGUAGUUUUGUUGAUCGUGAUCAGAUUUGUUUCAUUACUCAAGUGAUUUAUAAAAGAGGCUUUAAGAUUCAAAAAGUGUAAUAAAAUUUACAGUAACUUUAUUAUUAUUUAGGAAAUACCAUUUAUUUAGUUUUUUUGCAAUUACAUUUAGACCUAUUUAACUUUGUCUGUUUGAAAUAUUAAGUUUCAACAUCAAUCUUUAUCUUUCUCUGGAAAUUUACAUCAUAAUGUGAUUUUUUAUGUGUGACGUUCAUGUGAUGGUAUCAUGCGAGCUCUAUAUGACUGCAGUGGAAAGAAUUUUUUUUAGUAAAGAUGACAUGUGAGGGAAAGAAAACAAUAACAGUUGAUUUCACAUGCAGACUGGACAAUAUCUAUUGUAUAAACUUAAGUCUUAUCAUCUGAUGAGCAUCAUCACUAGCGUAAGAAACUCUAGAGCAGACAGUGUUGUGCUCGAAGGUGUGUUUUAAAUAUUUACACACAAAGACCCGUCAGACACGUUUUUACUUUACGCAAAACACGCAGACACACAACUUUGAAGAACUGAAGACAGAUAAAAGUUUAAAGAACCGCCCACAGAGCCGGCCACACAUAUAAAUGCUGAGGAUCUUUUUCUCUGUCAUAUCCUUCAUCUUGCUUUCUUCAGAUUACUACAAAUAUUGAAUCCAGACUCUUGUAAAUAUGCCUGCCAGUAUGUGUGGUACAUGGGAUAUGCUCAGCAAUGUCAACUUUGAAGGAUACAUGAUUGCUUUAGGAAUCGGCUUGUAUACCCGCAAGGUCGCCCUAAAGCUGAAACUGCGUAAAGUGAUCGAGCAGGUGGGGGAUCAGUAUGUCAUCAAGACCCUCAGCACUUUCAGAAACUACGUUUUUUCAUUCAGGGUGAAUGAGGAGUUUCAAGAGUUUACCAAGGGACUGGAUAACAGACACUGCAAGUCACUGGUUCAAUGGGAGGGGAACAAGAUUGUGUGUGUUCAAAAUGGUGAGAAAAAGAACCGAGGUUGGGCACACUGGAUCGAGGAUGAUAAACUCCAUUUGGAGUUGUACUGUGAAGAUCAAGUCUGCAAGCAAGUUUUCAAACGGGUUGUCUGAGGUCCCGAGGAGGAGCUUACUACUUGAAAAAACACACAUACACUGAUGUAAACAAAACUGUUCAAUUCUUAAUCAAAGGAAUGUGGGGCAAGGGGAUACGACAUGUGUCCCAAAACCUAGACUAAUCAAUUACAACCAAUGAGACAUACAUACUGAGCAAGGACUGGUAAACAAUUGAAUACAUGGCCUCAAUUACAUUGUCACUAGAGGGCGACAUGAGACCAUUUACAAACACUGUAUCAUUGUAACUGUUCAAUCAAUGUAACAUUAGUUUGUCAACUGGAAACACUGUAUGCUUUGAAUGUUGUCAGUUGUUGUUUGCCUCCAUUUUCUAAUCACAUCAAAAAACAAGAGUUACAUUUACAAACAUGGAGAAAAGUGCUUACGUUUUCUUAAUAAUGGCCUGUAGCCAUAAUGCUGUUAGUGUGUAUUUGUUUAUGGGUUUGCCAGAAUUAUUUUACUUAAAUGUGACUUGUUAAUAUUGUUUUAUUGUA
Misgurnus anguillicaudatus (oriental weatherfish) is the source of this 2302-nucleotide messenger RNA. It is a transcript of the gene rbp7a, whose product is annotated as retinol binding protein 7a, cellular. Lineage: Eukaryota; Metazoa; Chordata; Actinopteri; Cypriniformes; Cobitidae. Gene Ontology annotation, molecular function: lipid binding. The record is from RefSeq and is a predicted model, not a curated record.